Nymphaea colorata (pocket water lily) is the source of this 1974-nucleotide messenger RNA. RefSeq names its product proline-rich receptor-like protein kinase PERK3. Bases 137 to 1900 code for a protein of 587 amino acids. Lineage: Eukaryota; Viridiplantae; Streptophyta; Magnoliopsida; Nymphaeales; Nymphaeaceae. The record is from RefSeq and is a predicted model, not a curated record. Gene Ontology annotation, molecular function: ATP binding; protein kinase activity. The transcript has 6 exons. Gene Ontology annotation, biological process: protein phosphorylation.
GCCCUCCUCCUUCUGUUGGUGUCGGCAGCCAGACCUCUUUUAGCCCUCUCCCUUCUUUCCUUCCUUUCUGCAGACUCCCUGUACUGAAUUUCUAAGGCCAAAUGAGAUACCAAAACUGAGUCCCCUUCCCAUUCAGAUGCCUCCUCCUCGCUUCCCUUCCCACGCUCUCUUCUUGGCGCCUUCACCUUCUCCUUCCCCUCUCUCACAGGACGACACUCACAAUUCACCUUCGCCUUCUCCUUCCCCUGCUUCUCUUGAUUCCUCCCCAAAAUCUUCACCUUCUCCUUCUCCCCACCUGCAACAGGCUCUUCCUUCUGUUUCCUCCCCUACCUCCACUGGAUGGCCGAAAUUGACACCAGUUCUGCCGUGGAAAUCACCGCCAACGUCACAGCCACCGUUACCAGUGCCGUCAACAUCACCACCACCAAGACCGUCGCUGCCUCUGCCGGUGCCACCGUUGAAAUGGCACAAUCCUGCUACGGCUGCGAAGGUCUUCCCCUCAGAGAGAAAUUCGUCGAGUUCCUCCAGGUUCCCAGCGGCUGCGGUUACAGGAGCCACGGCGGCCUUUGUCGUAGUGCUCGCCGUCGGAUUAGCCCUUCUCUGGUCCUUGAGAAACAGAGCUCGGCCGAACCAGCAGCGGCGGAACAGCGACGCUGACUUGUCGAAAUCGAGUAAGGCCAAUUUUCAUCGAGUUGAUGCUUUGAUGACGGGCAGUUCAAACGCUUCUCCAGCCUUCUCGGGCAAAAAGGCGGUGGCGUCAACGGAGACACCGGUGCUGUCUCCGGCCGCGUCGUGGGUAUGGAGCUACAUGUUCGAUUACGGGGAGCUGGCCGAAGCGACCAACGGGUUUGCGGCGCGGAACCUUAUUGGGGAGGGCGGAUUUGGUUUCGUAUACAAGGGGCGGCUGCCGGAUGGGAAGGAGGUUGCCGUGAAAAGGCUGAAGAAGACGGGAUCUCCGCGGGCGGAGCGGCAGUUCCAGGCGGAGGUGGAGAUCAUCAGCAGGGUCCAUCACCGGAACCUGGUGUCGCUUUUGGGCUACUGCAUUUGCAAGGAUCAGAGGCUUCUGAUCUAUGAGUUCGUCCUCAAUGGCACACUCGAGCAGCACCUCCAUGGGUCCCAAAUGCCGGAGUUGCUUAACUGGGAGCGGAGAAUGAACAUCGCCGUCGGUGCAGCGCGCGGACUCGCAUAUCUCCAUCAAGAUUGUCAUCCCCAAAUAAUUCACUGUGAUGUCAAGUCCUCGAAUAUUCUACUAGACCAGAACUUCAAUCCGAAGGUCUCAGAUUUUGGGUUGGCCAUACUCAUGUCGGACCCAUACGGCCAUGUAACAACUCACGUCGUUGGGACGCUCGGGUACCUUGCACCAGAUUAUCCUCUAUCGGGGAAGAUGACGGACAAGUCGGAUGUGUAUUCAUUUGGGGUGCUGCUGCUGGAGAUUGUGACGGGAAAGAAGCCGAUAGACACAGCAAUGGAUUCGGAUUAUGGCAGCCUUGCCGAGUGGGGCCAGCCACUGCUCGAGAAAGUGCUAGAGGAGAGGGAUGUGACCAUCAUUCUGGACCCAAGACUGCAAAACGGCUCCCGCUGCAAGGAGGACGAAGUGCUCAGAGUGCUGGAGGUGGCCGCUUCCUGCCUGAACCCGUCCCCCAAGUGCAGGCCCAGGAUGAGUCAGGUGGUGAGGAUGCUGGAGAAGGAGGACCGGUCCAGCCUGCAGCACCCGCCCUCGGCGGACGGAGCAGCAGACAGCAAGCAGCAAGAGACGGACGCCACCAACCAGUUGGCGCUCGCCAAGGUCUUCCGUAUGAUGGCCUGCGCCGACCACCAUCAUCUGAUAGACCAUACAGGCGCCUGUAGCAUCGACUUCGAUACGACUUCUUUCUUCUCCAAAUCUAGCUCUACCCAAUAGCACCAUCAUCAACCCACCUUUUUGUCAAAUCGGAAUUUUGUUCAUAAAUAAAACUAAAGUCCCCUUACCUGCCA